AAGUCUGUGAUGCAUCUGACGGUAAAGAGACUGCUCCACAUGCUGCCUGUAGACAGAAUCUAAGUGAACCUUUCUCCUGUCUUUGUGAUUCGAUGUUUCCAGCAAGAUAAGGAACUUUUUGCAUCCCACAGAGGCGUUAAUACACAAACCCUUUCCCCUUGUGAUGGGUUUUAGUGGGAAAGCAGACAUCCUUUGAUUUGCCUACAGUGAUAUGCCAUGCUUGCUAGAAGUGAGAUAUUAGGAGCUGACAGAACGUGGUUUUGAGCCGCCAGCUUGAUCACCAGCACAUGCUUUGGAAUAAUUCUCCCAGAUUAGUGCACGUGGAUGUCAGGCAAAGUCCUCUGGGUGAGCUUGGCCAGGGCUGUGCCCGUGCACGGGGUUGUUUUUGCUUCACUCAUCGGUAGGUCUGAGCUGCUGUUUUUGCCACAGCUGCUGUGUUGGUACACAAGAGAUCUGAGGCUCCCAGUUCCUCUUGGCAGCAGGAGGCCUGCGCUCCUUCCUCACAUCUCCUGCCAGCUGGAGAGGUUCCUCAGGUGGUAAAAGCAGACUUUCUCCCAAAGGCUUUUUGCUUGGUUGGCAACUCAAGUGUAAACAGUAGAAGAAGAGUUCAGAGUCCUCUUGGCUGACCUAAAGCCACGGAGUUUACGAUAAAGACAGAGAGUGUGUGCUGGCUCGAGCAACCAUCCCCUCCGAAACAGGCUCUGAAGUUAUGUAAUGCUUGGACAACAUGCUGCUUCCCAGUGAUAAAGUUUUGGCAGGUACCUAAGCAAAUAAUGCAGAUCCCAGUUUUGUGGCAGCUCUUCCGUAACUCUGUGAGCUCAUUACCUCAUUUUAAAGGCACAGGAUGGAGCACUGUGGGGAGCUAAAUGAAGCUGGGCAUCCUAGACCCACUUGCACCUCCGAGUUGCUGUUUUGCUUUCUGUGAAGCCAGGCAGGCACAGCUGGUGGUGUUGCAAGGCAGGGAGACGAGGAUGGUCUCUGCUGACUUUGUUUCCAAGCAGCCACAAUUGGUGAGGAAAGGAACAGUGUAUCAGCUAAAGUGUGUGUGCAGUGGGGCUGGCCCAGGGGACUGCUGUCUGUGGAGAUGGUGGGUGUUGUGGAAAAGGCCAGUGAUUGGAAAUGCAUCUGUCUGAUCCAGCAAAGAAAACAAAGACCUGAGUUUUUAGGGGUGGCCUGAUCAGAGGGGAUUCUGUCCUUUGUUUCUGACACAGGAAUAGUUUGUGCACUCUUGUGUCCCUGCCCCGUUAGCACUGGCUCUCCUACCUCCAGUGUAGAGCAGCACUGACUUUUGUGGAACAGACAGAAUGGAAAUUCUGAGGAUGGAGACAGUCCAAGAAACACCUGCUAUAAAAAAAAAAAAAAUCUGCUGGCAUGCCCAGCCCAAGGCCAUGAGAUCACAGAGGCCAUCACCUGGUUCACAUGGGCAUCCUGCCGUGCUGAGUUCUAGUCAGGGCAAAAGUGAUGUUGACCUGACUCUUCUGAGAGCCAAAUUUGACCCAGCAGACACAGAAGAGCCGCAUCAAAGCGGCACAAAGCCAACCGCUGUGUUAUUUCUCUCAGCCCUAUCUAAACACGUGCUUUUUAUUGUGUCCUUGCUGCAGUUUACUGUGAGGGCUGGCAGAAGGGACUCCUUGAUGAUGAACGUUGGGUCUCGGCAUGGGCUUAUUAAAUCAUUGUCUGCCCACCCCGGCAGUAACCGCUCCACGCUGAGACCCUCGCACCCACCACCCUCCCUCUGCUCCCCUCUCCAGAGCUCCCACCAUGGUCAAUGAGACCCAGCAGAGCUGCAGCGCCAGCUCCAGCUCCAGGUCCGAUGGCGGCAGCAGCAGCGGGAGCGAGAGCUCCAAGGACAACUCGCGCUGCUCCACCCCGGUGCUCGACGCCGACCGGCACGAGCGGCUGCGCGAGAAGAUGCGCCGGCGGCAGGAGGCCGGGGACAAAUGGUUCUCCCUGGAGUUCUUCCCCCCACGCACAGCCAAUGCUGCUGUCAACCUCAUCUCCAGGUUCGACCGCAUGGGAGCAGGUGGCCCACUCUUCAUUGAUGUGACGUGGCACCCCGCAGGGGACCCGGGAUCUGACAAGGAAACGUCUUCCAUGAUUAUUGCCAACACUGCAGUCAACUACUGUGGCCUGGAGACCAUCCUGCACAUGACAUGCUGCAACCAGACCAAGGAUGACAUCACGGGGCAUCUGCAGAAGGCCAAGAGGCUUGGGUUGAAGAACAUCAUGGCCCUGCGUGGAGAUCCUGCUGGUGAGGAAUGGGAGGAAGAAGUAGAUGGUUUCAACCAUGCUGUUGACCUGGUUAAGCACAUUCGCAGUGAAUUUGAUGAUUACUUUGACAUCUGUGUGGCAGGCUACCCCAAAGGUCAUCCUGAAGCAGAGAGCUAUGAGGCAGACCUGAGGCACCUGAAGGAGAAGGUCUUUGCUGGAGCAGACUUCAUCAUUACACAGCUUUUCUUCCGACCAGAAACCUUUCUCAAGUUCAUGAAGGACUGUCAAGCCAUUGGCAUCACCUGCCCCAUUAUUCCUGGCAUCUUCCCCAUACAGGGUUACCACUCCCUGCGCCAGCUGGUGAAGCUCUCCAAGCUGGAGGUGCCUCAGGAGAUCAAAGAUGUGAUUGAACCCAUCAAGGACAACGAUGCAGCGAUCCGGAACUACGGGGUGGAGCUGGCAGUGUCCAUGUGCCGGGAGCUGCUGGACAGUGGGACGGUGCAUGGGCUCCACUUCUACACCCUCAACCGGGAGGUGGCCACCACUGAGGUCCUGAAGCGCUUGGGCUUAUGGAAGGAGGACCCCAGGCGGCCCCUGCCCUGGGCAGUCAGUGCCCACCCCAAGAGAAGAGUGGAAGAUGUUCGGCCCAUCUUCUGGGCCUCCAGGCCCAAGAGCUACAUCUACAGGACCCAGGAGUGGGAUGACUUCCCCAAUGGCCGGUGGGGUAACUCUUCCUCUCCAGCCUUUGGGGAACUGAAGGAUUAUUACCUCUUCUACCUGAAGAGCAAGUCCCCCCGGGAGGAGCUCCUGAAGAUGUGGGGAGAAGAGCUGACUGGUGAGGAGAGUGUCUUUGAGGUGUUCACGUGUUACAUCACUGGAGAGCCCAACAGGAACGGGCACAGGGUCACCUGCAUGCCUUGGAAUGACGACCCUCUGGCCACCGAGACCAACCUCCUGAAGGACCAGCUGGAGAAGGUCAACAGACGAGGCAUCCUGACCAUCAACUCCCAGCCAAACAUCAACGGCAAACCAUCCACAGACCCCAUUGUAGGCUGGGGGCCCAGUGGGGGCUAUGUUUUCCAAAAGGCCUACCUGGAGUUCUUUGCCUCCAGCGAGAUCGUCACGGCGCUGCUCAAGGUGCUGAAGAAGUACGAGCUGAGGGUGAACUACCACAUUGUCAACGUCAAGGGCCAGAAUAUCACCAAUGCUCCAGAUCUGCAACCCAACGCUGUCACCUGGGGCAUCUUCCCAGGCAGGGAGAUCAUCCAGCCCACUGUAGUGGAUCCUGUAAGCUUCCUCUACUGGAAGGACGAGGCCUUUGCCCUGUGGAUCGAGCAGUGGGCCAAGCUCUACGAGGAGGAGUCGCCCUCUCGCAUGAUCAUCCAGUACAUCCAUGACAACUAUUACUUGGUCAACCUGGUGGACAACGACUUCCCCCUCGAAAACUGCCUCUGGCAGGUCGUGGAUGAUACUUUUGAGCUGUUGAACUCUCCAACUCAGCAGUGAAAAUCCCUCUUCCACUCUCUUACUUCCUCCUUCCGUCCACAGAGAAGCAGAAGCAGCUCUUGUGCUGGUGAUGGGUAACACACUCCUAAGGCCACACUACGUGCUCUUCUGUCCACAGCACAAAGGCUCCCUGAGCCCUUCUCACUGAACAAUAGCCAGAACUACCUGAACCUCUGAGCUGAGGCUCCAGACUGAGCCUGAAGGCCAGCUCUGCCCGAUGAAGAGCUGCUAAUGGCUGUGUUGAUUACAAGAACAGAGAAAAAACUCCACGGGAUUCUGGUAACUUUCCCAUGCCAGAAAUGCUGCCUUGGGGGCAGAAACACUCCUGUCAGCUGUGCCUAUGCAAGAGGAUUAUUUCAGUAGUUACCAACCCGGAAAAGAAGGUCAAAUUGCAUUUAUAUUGCACUCCUAAACUGUAUUUCUUCAUAAUUGCUCAUAUCAGGUUAUUUUGCACUCACUCCAGAAGAAGUUUCAAUAUUUCUCCCUAUCUUUUCUCCUUUUAUUGUAUUCCCUGUUUUCUUUUUAAUAGGACUAUGUGAACUCCAGUUCUGGAUUAAGCUACUUAAGAAUCAACACUAUUCCUAGAUCAUGUAUA
Messenger RNA from Myiozetetes cayanensis, 4312 nucleotides. It is a transcript of the gene MTHFR, whose product is annotated as methylenetetrahydrofolate reductase. NCBI's taxonomy places the organism in Eukaryota, Metazoa, Chordata, Aves, Passeriformes, Tyrannidae. Bases 1762 to 3717 code for a protein of 651 amino acids. Gene Ontology annotation, molecular function: methylenetetrahydrofolate reductase [NAD(P)H] activity; FAD binding. The transcript is spliced from 11 exons. Gene Ontology annotation, cellular component: cytosol. The record is from RefSeq and is a predicted model, not a curated record. Gene Ontology annotation, biological process: tetrahydrofolate interconversion.